AUGGCCCUAGAAACAAUUUGCCCCUCUAUCUACUCAGAAUGGCUCGAAAUUCAGGAGCCAUGGCACUUCCGCGAAAUCGACGAGUGCUGCCCCAUCUGCGCCGAAGACAACAUCGAAGCAGUCGUCAAGACAAUCUGCGGCCACUUCUUCCACACAAAGUGCCUCCGCAGCUGGCACAGAAGCCAACAAGAGCAAUUCUUCAAGCCCGAGUACCCCUGCCCAAUGUGCAGGACCGUCCUCGCCGUCAAGGAGGAUGGCCAGGUGGAUCGUCAGGAGCUUGACGACGCCAUUUACGAUGCUCUGGAGCUGUUCCGAGACGAACAUGUGGAGUGGGAGACUCGCCGAGCUGCCCACCUAUCCCACGGCUUCACGGCUGCGCUCAAGAAGCCUUUCCAGGGCUGGUCGAGGGAGCUACUCCGUGCUCGCAACAACGACGAUGAUGACUACAACUUCGCAAGUGGUAUGCGCCGCGGCGCUCACUUGUACCGCGAGCCUGAAAAGGACGACGCUUGA
This is a messenger RNA of Didymella exigua CBS 183.55, 513 nucleotides long. RefSeq lists its product as uncharacterized. The transcript is spliced from 2 exons. Bases 1 to 513 code for a protein of 170 amino acids. NCBI's taxonomy places the organism in Eukaryota, Fungi, Ascomycota, Dothideomycetes, Pleosporales, Didymellaceae. The record is from RefSeq and is a predicted model, not a curated record.